UAGCAAGCAAAGCGCAAGCAAGCACACAAGCAAGCAAGCCAAGCAAGGGCCUUCUCACCCCGAAUUGGAACUCGCUCUCGUCCCUCAUCGAGUCGUCGACGACGUCGUCGGAUCGCAAUGUCUUCUUUGUCCUACUCGUCGCAGCAAAGUAGUGGACCUCGCGCCGGGCCUCCUCGCACCUCGUCACAGCAGCAACGACAUCGCCGCUCUUCUUCGUCUCAGAACAGCACCGUCAAUAUCAACUCCAACGACACUAGUGCGACGUCGACAUCCACUUCUCGACGUUGGCCCUUCCGAAGAGGAGUGGCCGGAGCAUCGUCCUCUCGCCCUGCGACGGCCAGCACUGUCCAGUCCUUCAGCUCUGCUUCUUCGGGACGCAACGAGGCUGGUGCUGCAUCUGCUCCUCCUGGACGAGUUGGCAAGAGCUUUGAGGCCAUCUUGGCUAGUAACGAGACUGUCCAACUGAGAGAAACGGGAGGCGUCGCAGACGACUACGACGACGAUAGUGGAGACACCGGCUUCUCACCGCGGACGCUAGCAGAGUCUACGCCUCGGGUCUCGCGUUCUCGUACGCCUACGCCUACAGCGACCAGCGUCCAGAGUCCUGGCCCUUCUUUGCCGCCAAAGACUGCGGCUGCUUCGUCAGCUUUUUCAUCCUCGCAGCGCGACAGUGCAGCAGCCGCGCCCAGGGCUUCCCCUACGGUGGGCAUCCCAGCCUAUCCGGACGCCACGAGCACCCGUCCAACUGCUGCAUCUGACGUGGUAAAGCCAGAGAGGACAACAUCGAUCCCACGAACAUCGAUGCUCUCCCGUCCAUUGCCCCCCGCCCCACCACCGCAGCCGCCGCCUCGAGUCUCGUCAGGCAGGUCAAGCUCUAAUGAGGAUCUCGGAGUGCUGACCGACAGCGGCGGGGCAGCGACGCAGUCCUCCUCGCUCAAGGACCGCAUGAAGAAGACGAGCACGCUCUUCAAGCGUUUCCGAGCACCCACGUACAUUCGCAACCAGAAUGCCGCGGCAGGAGCCAGCACGCCCUCUCUCCACCAUCAAAGCAGCGGCCCGGCAACGUCAAAUGCAACCGUGAUCCUCAGCGGCAGCAAGCGUCGCCCCUCCAUCCCCGGCUCCCCGCCCAUCCGAAAUGACGUCCCGCAAGUGCCAAGCAUCCCCACGAAGUUCGGCGAUUGGGCCGCCUCUACCUCCUCGAACAGCAUCUCUCGCAACAAAGCGCCGCAAGGCCACGCCAAGAUGGCGAGCAAAGGCGGGUCCUCUGUCCAGUCGAGCGCCUCGGGCCAGGAGCUGCGAACAGCUAUCAAAGCCUGGGAGACCGAGAUGGACGAGACGCUCAAAGCUAGCGCGCAUGAUCUGGAGAACAAGACCAAGUUCACGCCAAAGGCUACUUGGGGGCCUAGCCCGGAGUUGCCUCAGCUAGGCUUGGGGAUCGGGAUGGGCCAGGAGGGGCAACAGCAGCAGCAGCAGCAGCAGCGUAGUGGAGCCACCCUGAAGGUUCAUGACGACGCUAACCAGCCACGUACGGCGAGAAGUGCGCCCACUUCGCCUGCAGCGUCAAGAAAUGUCAGCCGCAGCCUUACACCGGAUGAGAGUUCGGAGCGCAGGACUGUGUCAGCGUCGACGCACGGGCAGGACAACGGCGGCGCCGGCGGUACUGCGGGCGACCCUCAGACGCCAGUACCUCCUUUCGGUCGACCCUGGGAACGCAGCCGCAGCCCCUUUGCAGCUGGCGUCAAGUCCUCCGGCAAGUCCGCUGCUCGCCCUAGCUCGGCCUCUGCUGCCCCUCAGACGCCAAGCUCGGCCGCCUCACCAGAGGGCGAGAACUUCCAGACGAUUGACUCUACUGUGGCAGACUCGGGCGUUUCCACGAACGACUCGGUCCUGACCGCACCGAACGAUGGCGAUGCAGUUCGCGACUCGUCUGCGUCGCUCUCUGGGCCCGCUCCUACCGCGGCUUCUACCGGCACAGCUCGCAGCCCUCAUCGCCGAGGCAACCAGUCCGCCACGAGUUUUGUGAGCUUCGAGACGGCCGCAGAGGGCAGCGAAACCAGCGGUGCAGGUGCUGCGGCUGCUGCCCUACGUGAAGCGGUGAGCCGUCCCUCUGCGGAGAGCGAGAGCUCGGGCUACCCUUCCACAAGGACGGCGCGUCAAGCACCGCAUAGAGCUAGCGAUGAGAGUGAAGAUGGUAACGACCCUUUGGAUGAUUCGUCAAGCGAGGAAAUUGAUGACGAGGACGACCUCGAAAAGCAUCCGGAGCGCAGCAUUCGUCUGAUUCCGCAGCCACAACAGCCCACUGAGAUGGGCGGAGCUUCAGUUACAGACGAUGAUCCCACGCCCUCCCUCGGCGGUAAGGCAGUGCUGGCGGGCACGGGCCCUAGAAGCGCGCUCCCCGUAUCUCAGCGCCGCGACGUCUCUGAUAUCGGACCGCUACCCUCUGAGAUUGGUCGCGUAAGCAUGCACAGUAAUGCAAGUGGAAGAGGGCCAAUCGCCGGCAGUACCGGCGGAGCCAACAUCGCUCCUCCUAGCUCGAUUGGCGGAUCCUCAUCUGAUGGGUUCAAGGGCAGCAGCGCUCCUACGAGCGGUCGACCUUCCCAUGCCAGCAGCAAUGCCAACACAACAGCAACCACCAUCACCGGCGCCUCUAGCGGCGGCGCCUCCUCCAUGCUCACCACAAGCAUAGACGACGGUCUCCUUGACUCAGCACGGGAGCUUGCGGCUAAAUGCUGGGCCUCAUCCGAGGACGAUCCUACUAGCACUUCCUGGAUGGCGAAGGAGAAGAUUGCCGAAUGGCUUGGCGGGAUUGGCCCCUUGAAGGAAGCAACGCGCCGCCUUUACUUCGACCACUUCGACUUCAAAGACCUUCGACUGGACGCGGCGCUUCGACAGCUGUGUGACAGGCUUUGGUUGAGGGCGGAGACACAACAAGUGGACCGCAUUUUGGGUGCCUUCAGUCAACGAUACUGGCAGUGCCAGCUGACGAGCAGCAGCGCCAAGGGAGUGGCAAGCACGUACGGCUCACAAGAUAACGUACACGCAGUAGUCUUCUCUCUCCUUCUCCUCAACACGGAUCUGCACGUGGCCGACAUCUCUGAAAGGAUGACCCGCCCGCAGUUCGUCCGCAACACCAUGUUGGCCGUCUCUGAGAACCAGCAACAGCAAGAGGCUACAAUCGGCAAGGGUCAGGGGACAGUGCGAGGUAGCAUGGCUUCAGGGAGAGAUGCAGAUUCGAUGAGCGUCAAGAGUGGGGGCAGCGGAAGUGUGGCGCAUAGCUAUGAUACCAACACGACAGCUCAUACUGCCUCUGCCGGUCUACCGCCCAGCGUCAGUCAUGCUUCCACCCUGCGCCACGCCUCUUCCACCGCUUCUCCCAGAGACAGUAUCAUUGCUGGCGGUGGGCGCAGCACGCCCUCCAGUUGGUCGCGAGGCACUGGCGGUGCCACUGCGGGAGCAGCAGGUCGAGGCCUGUACCUCUCUGACCGUCGUCAAGAGAUCGAGCUGGAUGCCCUCCUCAAGGACAUGUACGGCGCAGUCAAGCAAGAGCGCAUCCGCCUGCCCAUGGGCGGCAGCGCCGCAGACGGAGGGGACGCGACUAUCACCGGCUCACAGCGCCGUGGUCGCAUGUCAAUGAGCGGCGCGCCUACUGGAAGCAUCAGCGGUGGCAGCGGUGCUGGUGGAAAGAUUGCGCAGCUUAAGCGUGGGAGCAUACGUGGCAUUCAGGGUCUGCUCGCCGCGCAGAGCUUCCGUGAUGACAAUAGUGGCGGUGCGACUGGGAGCAUUGGGAGUGCUGGCGGCUCGCAGAUUUCGGUGGGGUCGAGGUCAAUGGGAGAGACGACUGCCCAUACUCUGACUCCGGGUAGCUCCAUGACGAGCUGGGAGACGAACAACGCCCCUGUUUCAGGAGGAGAAAAGGCCAACACUACGCCGUCAAGUACCGCUGCGCCUGGCACGCUAGGCUUCGCAAGCAUGCUCACCACAUCGCUGGUCAAGGAGACGAAGGAUGAGGACCAGAAUGGGGCGGACAUGGACGCAGACGACGACAUCUCUGACGAUGAGCUAGCACUAAUUGGCCCUCCGUGGGCAAAGGAGGGUGUUCUGACGCGCAAGCAUUACUGGGAGACUCCGUCGAAGAGGGCGAAGGACAAGAGCUGGACCGAGGUCUUCGUCGUCAUCCAAAAGGGAGUCAUGAGCAUGUUCACAUUUGGUCAGCAAGCCUCCAGCACCAGCUCUUCUAAGGCAGCAUCAGCCGUAGGGGGUGGUAAUUGGCUCUCCAACGCGACGAAGUUGGGCGAAUUCACUCUGGCCCACGCUUUGGCGCAUGCUCUCCCUCCUCCGGGCUACAACAAGGCCCGCCCGCAUGUCUUUGCCCUCACGCUUGCAUCGGGAGCUGUCUACUUCUUCCAAGCAGGGACUGAAGACUUGGUACAGGAGUGGCUGUCGACGUGCAACUACUGGGCGGCCAGGCUUAGCAAGCAGCCCUUGGCCGGUGGAGUGUCGAACAUGGAGUAUGGUUGGAACCUUGUCGCUCCCUCGAGCAGCGGCACAGGGUCUGCGUCGUAUGACAGCUUGAUCGGCCGAGGCUCGAUGAGCGUGGAUGACUUGGGCGAGUCGGAGGUACUCCGCGACUCUACCGCUGACAGUGGGGCCAUGUACGUCUCGCAGGGCAGAUCGUCUAGCAUCCGCAGUGGGCGCAGCGGGCGCAGUGGGCGUAGUGGGCGAAGCAGUCGUGCCAACUUCCUUUCCAUCGGCAACGACUCGUCACGUCGCUCCUCAAGACUCAGUGGCGGUCCUGCUCCUUCUGGUGUGGCGCCCUCAUCCAGCGGUGGCGGUGCCCCGUCGGUACGCUCUUUCGUCUACACAGGGCACGGUAACGAGCGCACCUACAUCAACGAAUGGAAAGCCCCGCAGCCUCCAACUGUCGCCAGCACGCUCCGCGAGGAAGAGCAAAUUGACUCUUGCCUUGCUUACAUUGCCCGUACAGAGCACGACCUGACAGAGCACAAUGAGCUUCGUCAACCGAUGCUGUCCCUCUAUUCACCCCGUGGAACCAACUUUGGGCGUGCUUUGAGCAACUGGGAGAGGAAGAGCAAUUACCUCUUGGCGGAGCUCGUCAAAUGGCAGAGCUAUGUCGAGAGUCUGACGCAGGCGCAGCGUAUGAGAAGUGAGAAGAGGGAUGAGCGACAGAUGGAAAGGGCGUUGGCCAGGGCGGAUGAGGAGAUGGCCAAGGUGAGGGAGGGCGAGGAGGGCGGGCCUGUUGAGACUGGACGGUGAUUGCUACCUCGGUAAAAGGGUUGUUGGGGGGCUGCUCCAAGUGUGGGAACCUUGAUGUUGUUCGAUGCGAUACCCAUUCUUAUUCACUUGACGUGGACAAUGGAUCAAUUAGAGGACUCGA
Jaminaea rosea is the source of this 5395-nucleotide messenger RNA. RefSeq lists its product as hypothetical. The transcript has a single exon. NCBI's taxonomy places the organism in Eukaryota, Fungi, Basidiomycota, Exobasidiomycetes, Microstromatales. The coding region runs from base 118 to 5274 and encodes 1718 amino acids. Gene Ontology annotation, molecular function: guanyl-nucleotide exchange factor activity. Gene Ontology annotation, biological process: regulation of ARF protein signal transduction. The record is from RefSeq and is a predicted model, not a curated record.